AUGGCUGGUACUGGCAUACACCGACCUAUGGAUGGUCGAUCCCAACAGCCGUUGCUCGAAGAUGAGCAGCCAGGUCGGCUGUCAGGGGGAGGUUUUGAGUAUGGUGACGCAGAAGGCAGGCCUAUGCUUCACCACUCGAGACGGUCUACAAUGCGGAGCAAAAGUCCGGAUGCUCUGGCAAAGCAACAGACCCGCCAGAAAUAUGUCAUAGCUUCCGGAUUCUUGUUGUUAAGCUUGGCAAGUUUUGUGAUCCAGACCGAAACCGCUGUAUACAUUCAGCAUGAUUUAGGCUGGGACAAACCAUACUGCAUGCUGUACCUCACCCACGGCUCUUGGUCCUUGCUCUGGCCGACACAGCUCCUGAUACUACGGCUACAAAAACGAAAGCUUUCUUGGGAAGCAUUCUGGCGGCGCCAUGUCAAUCUACUCUGGACAACGGGUCAAAUGGUGGAAUCUCAAGAUGUACGCCUCGCAUCGCAUGAUCCCCGCAGAUCGCCGGUUCCUUACCUACUCAAGAUGACGGCCUUUGUGACGAGUGCCCUUACGGUAGCCGGCGGCUCGUGGUAUGUCGCGGUCAACAUGACAACGCCCAGCGACUUGACGGCAAUCUACAACUGCUCUGCCUUCUUUGCCUAUGCAUUCUCGAUUCCGCUACUCAAGGACAAAUUGCGAGCCGACAAGGUGUUUUCUGUCGCCGUGGCUAUUAUAGGAGUCCUGAUUGUCGCAUAUGGAGACAGAGGUGACAAGAACACCACCGACGGAGAAGCCAAGAAUGAGGGGCAGGCUAGGCUUCUGGGGAAUAUCAUUAUCGGCAUCGGCAGCGUGCUAUAUGGCCUGUAUGAGGUGCUGUACAAGAGGUUUGCCUGUCCUCCAGAAGGGACGAGCGCUGGGCGAAGUAUGAUCUUCGCAAACACAUUUGGUAGUCUUAUUGGGUCUUUCACUUUACUUGUCCUUUGGAUUCCGCUUCCAAUACUUCACAUCCUCGGCCUCGAAGAGUUUCGAUGGCCGACAGGAGAAGCUGCAUGGAUGCUUAUGAUAUCAGUCAUCGCCAAUGCUACCUUUUCCGGAUCCUUCUUGGUCCUCAUCUCCCUAACAUCGCCGGUCCUCUCAUCUGUGGCUGCCUUGCUCACCAUCUUCCUUGUUGCCAUUGUCGACUGGUUCCGAACCGGCCAGCCGCUUUCCAUGGCCUCUAUAAUUGGCGGACUUUUGAUCAUCGCCGCUUUUUUCCUGCUUAGUUGGAGUACCUAUCGUGAGAUGAACGAAGAGCGAAAAAAGAAUAUUGAGCAAGACGACGUCGAAUCCGAUAGCGAUGAAUAG
This is a messenger RNA of Aspergillus calidoustus, 1317 nucleotides long. Lineage: Eukaryota; Fungi; Ascomycota; Eurotiomycetes; Eurotiales; Aspergillaceae. The record is from the annotation of a GenBank genome assembly.